GCUGACUGGUGAAUCAGCCUCAAGAUCUUUCUUCUUCUCCCUGCCACCCUCUCCACCAAAACCAGUCUCUGAAUCUCUCUCCAAAACCACUCAAAAUUUUUGUUUCCAAAGUCUCAAUCUUGUAUUUCUCCCAAACCCAGAUGUCAUAUUCUUUCUCACAUCACCCACUUUGGAUUGAUUGCACCAUUGAAAAUAAACAAAGUUGCAUACUUUGAUUUUAUUUCUUCACAAUUCAAACCUUCUUUUCACGCUGUUCAAUUUUUUGAACUCACACACACAAAAGACUCUUCUUUUGUAGCAGUCUUGGGUUGGCUUUGAAUAAACAAGCUAAAUUGACUUCUUCUAUUUUGCUUCUAACUUUUUGAACUUUGACACCCCAUUAAAGCUCUCUAUUGUUCUGUUCUUCUAAUCCAAAAAAACACUCUUUUAUUUUUUGUUUUUAUGAAGCUUACCAUUUUAGAAUUCUGGGUGUGAGUGAUUUUUUGUUAUAUUUUUGUUCUAGAUUCAUCAAAAGGUUUAAUUGAAUGACAUGGUUGUUGAGCUUUCCUCAGAAAAUUGUGUGGUUUCCAUGAUGAGUCCAAGGAUUUCAUUCUCACAUGACUUCUCUCAAUCAGAUGUUAUACCAGUUGAGAAACACCCUUUGAGAUCAAACUCAUCAGGCUUGAAUUCAAGCAUUGAUUUUGAUUUCUGUGUUCAUGAAAGCUUAGAACUUGAGUCUUCUUCAGCAGAUGAACUUUUCUCAGAUGGUGUCAUCCUUCCCACUGAAAUCAAGAAGAAGAAGAACAAUAUUGCUCCUUUGAAGCCAAAAACUCAACCUUCAUUACCAAUACCACCCUCAUCUACUAUUUGUGACAAUGCUUCUUCCACCACCAGCAAAAGCACCAAGAAAGAGAGCCUCAAAGAUAACAAGGACUUGAAUGAUGAAGUUGAUGAGAAGCAAAGUUCGAAGUCAUUUUGGCGCUUUAAGAGAAGUAGUAGUUGUGGAAGUGGAUAUGGAAGGAGCUUGUGCCCUUUGCCUCUUCUAUCUAGGAGCAAUUCAACUGGUUCUACUACACCAAGUGUUAAGAGGGUGCCACUUUCAAAGGAAGGUCCUAAUGUCAAGCAAAAUUCACAGAAACGCUCUUCCAUCACAAGGUCUUCUCAAUCCUUUGGUUCAAACAAUCAUCAAAAGCCUCCACUCAAGAGGAGUCAUGGGUCUUAUGCUAAUAGUAUUCGAGUUAGUCCAGUGCUCAAUGUUCCUUCUGCAAACCUUUUUGGUUUGGGUUCAAUCUUCUCCAACAAUAGAGAUAAGAGCAAGAAGAAGUAAUUUACAAAGUUAAACGCGGGUGGUGUAUUUUCAGUUUUACUAUUUUGAAAUUGAGUGGGGUCUUAUCUUUUUGUGUACUUCCCUAAAGCAUGUGAUUAGGAAAAUUUGGUGUAGGCUAUAGGUUGAAGUUUUGAAAGUUAAAUUUACUGGUUUGCUUCAAGAAGAAAAAGUGAUAAAAAAAAAAUUAAAAAAGUUAUUUGUGUGAAUGGGAUGGACAAGCAAUGAUAUAAUUCAGGCACAUGAUUUGGGGGCACAAAAUGUCAAGAAAAUGUUGCUUUCAUGGC
Molecule: messenger RNA, 1590 nt
Organism: Abrus precatorius (Indian licorice)
Lineage: Eukaryota; Viridiplantae; Streptophyta; Magnoliopsida; Fabales; Fabaceae
Exons: 1
Coding region: 530-1306 (258 amino acids)
Source: RefSeq, a predicted model, not a curated record